This is a messenger RNA of Orycteropus afer afer, 825 nucleotides long. NCBI's taxonomy places the organism in Eukaryota, Metazoa, Chordata, Mammalia, Tubulidentata, Orycteropodidae. The record is from RefSeq and is a predicted model, not a curated record.
AUGAGCCUCAGCGCUGCAAACAACGCCAUACUUCUGAACGAUGGAAACUGCAUUCCCAUCAUUGGGCUCGGCACCUAUGGCGAACCCAAAUCGACCCAGAAGGGGGCCUGUAAGGCAUCGGUGAAAACUGCCAUAGACACGGGCUACCGGUACAUUGAUGGGGCCUACGUCUACGGAAACGAGCAUGAGGUCGGGGAGGCCAUCAGGGAGAAGAUAGCAGAAGGAACGGUGCACAGGGAGGACAUUUUCUACUGCGGAAAGCCUGGAAAUGAAAUCUACCCUAAAGAUGAGAGUGGUAGAUGGCUGUAUCACAAGUCCGACCUGUGUGCCACUUGGGAGGCCUUGGAAGCUUGCAAAGACGCCGGCUUGGUGAGGUCCCUGGGAGUGUCCAACUUUAACCGCAGGCAGCUGGAGCUCAUCCUGAACAAACCCGGACUCAAACACAAACCCGUUAACAACCAGGUUGAGUGCCACCCAUAUUUCACCCAGCCCAAACUCUUGGAAUUUUGCCGACAGCAUGACAUUGUCAUUACUGCAUACAGCCCUUUGGGGACCGCCAGGAACCCGCUCUGGGUGAACAUCUCUUCUCCACCUUUGCUAGAGGACUCACACUUAAACUCACUGGGGAAGAAGUACAAUAAGACAGCAGCCCAGAUUGCUUUGCGUUUCAACGUUCAGCGUGGGGUGGUUGUCAUUCCUAAAAGCUUUAAUCCAGAGAGGAUCAAAGAAAACUUCCAGAUCUUUGACUUUUCUCUCACUGAAGAAGAAAUGAAGAGCAUUGAACGUCUGAAUACAAACAUUCGCUUUGUGGAGUUGCUCAUGUGA